AUGGUGAAAUCGGACGUGCGCAAGGAUUACUAUGCUGAUCUUGGGCUCCAGCCCAGCGCGGAGGCUGAAGACAUCAAGAAACAAUUCAGGAAAUUAGCACUCAAAUACCACCCAGACAGGAACCCAGGACGAGAAGUCGAGUUCAACGCCAAAUUCCAGGCCAUCCAGGCUGCCAAUGAGAUCCUCAGCGACCCCUCACAACGACUGAAAUACGACACCGAUCGUCUACGCGCAGGCUACGGCAAGUUCUACGGGCCGGCCAAGGCAAAUACCCAGCGCAAAACACAACCCCCCACCUAUCCUCCUCGCCCUGCGCCAACCGCCUCGGCGUCUGCAAGUUCACAGUAUACGAAGCCGGCCCCAAGUACCCCAUCGGCUGGUGCUCGACGAUACGCAUCUCAUGCGCGUGCCGGUCCGCAACAAUUCAAACAACAGGACAACGAGCAAACAAGGGCUGAUGCAUUCCGUGGCUUUAAUAACAUGAGAGGAGCCCAGGCACCUGGAUGGCAGGGAUUCGAUCCUUCAACUGGUCGUGCUACUGGUGGUGUCCCAGGUCCUGGGGCACAGCGUCAUCCCUUUGGAACUUCUGCACAGUCCACCCGGCCUAAAUCUGCCUUCGAGGCCCACAAUUCCCACUCCAACGCACAGUCUUUCAAGAAGAAGCAGGGCUUUGCGCCAGGGGUAGCUGGAGGAGACGAACCGAUGGCCCGCAACACCUCUGCCUAUAGCAAUAACAGUCGGGCUGAGCGGAUGAGCAGCCAAUACUUCAAGCCCGCUGUACACCCGACUGCGAAGAAACCGGCAUCACCUGAGCCACCUGAACCCAAAUCUCGCCAUUCAUACACCCCGGAGUUCGAACGACCCAGUAGAAGCUACGCCCAGGCAGGCAAGGGUGAGAAGACUUUCUUUUCAAGCACUGGAUUAGGACGUUCCUCGACCAUGCGUACCCCGUCGGGUUCUUCCCAUCAAAAGGCGCAUACAGGUAAAAGCAGCCCUACCUCUGGCAGAUCUGGGAGAUACCGUAGCGCCAGCCCCUCGCCCAGGCGGAAUCCCAAUAAUUACGACUCUACCAGCUCGAGUGAAGGGGAAGAGACUAUGCCCAAGCCGAAGGCCGUGCCAAAGAGUCGACUCAGGCCACAUCAAAAGUUUGCCGACUUCUACAACGGAGGGACAGCAAGCCCUGGAAAUGGUAUGGACUUUACUUCCUUCCUCAGCGCACAUGGGCUUCAAGCCUUCGAGUUACCAGAUGGUAGCUACGUACUCCGUUCGAUACCUCGGAAUUCUCCCCUUAAUCAACGUACCCCUGCUGACAAUGGCGGCCCCAAAGGACACACCUCGGAUAGCGCUGCUUUCCCAAAAAGCUCGUAUCGAUCGGACCAGCAGGCUAACCCAUCGGAUUCUUCCUCUUCUGUCAAGUAUGUUCGGUACACCUACUCUCAAGUUGUUCCAUUUUAUCUGACAGAUACCGGUAUUAGCACCGACACGGCAAACAAUGCGCAAAGACCCCAGUCUGCUGCAUAUGGACGUAGCAGCACAAGUGACUUGCACAAGAAGUUUUCUGCAGAUGAUUGGCGGGAUCAUUUGGGUCAGUUUGAUUUCCUGGGUUCUGCCUCGCCAAGCAAAGAGUCACUUCCGAGGUCGCCUAUCUCGCAGAAUCGGGGGCGUACCAAUAUUCGAAACGGACCGACACAAACAUCCUCGACUAGAUCGCCACUUCCGAAUCCUUUCGGCCCUACACCUCUAUAUCAAGCUCCACAGUCACCACAGCAACCACCAACCCCCUUUGCACAGGCAAAAUUCUCCGCAGAUUCAUGGGCUGAACAGCUUCGAAACCUCUCGUGGAAUGUACCAGAGGCCGAGAAAGCGAAACAAACAGCAAAUGCUGCGCCGCCUCGUAGCCCCAAGAAGCAGCCCAGAACAGGCACCAAAGUGCGGAGCACUCCGCAGUCGGCAAGUGUUGCUACUGAAGCAGAUGAAGCUAAAGAAACUCUUAAUGGCCAGGCCCCUGGGCUAGCCGGGACAGUAGCACCGGACGUUGAAGAGAUGGACCUUGAUGAGGACCUUCCUACUCCUCCAAGUAUGCUGCCCAAAGCUCCAGUCGGAAGGCCAAGUAGUGGCAGCUAUCCCGAUUUGGCUUCUCAGGCUGUGCCAGAUGCACCUCCGGUAAAGAAGCCCAAGCCUCCUCAAGGCACAGACUCUCGCACUCCUCUAUUCAACCUCGAUAAUCUCCGCAAUACCGUACCAUUCACCAACCCGACCGGUGGAGGCAUCGAGAACCUCGAAGACUUCCACACCACUCUCCCCUUCGAAUCCCAAGCCAAGCAGCAAAGGACUACAAAAAGCGACAUCCGACCCCGUGUACUUCAACUCCCAAACCCUCCCAAACGACCCUGGGCCCCGAAACCAGUCUUCCUAUCACCAACCUCCAAGCAACUCGUCCUCCCCCGGGAAAAAUGGAACUGGUACGUUUCCGCAAUGGGAACGUAUAUGCACGAAUGGAACGCGUUCAACAGCCGCAUGCUCACGCACUUUAACGCGCGCCAAGAAGCGAACGAAACCGGUCUCGCGCCGGGCUGGAUCAGUGCCGUCGGAGACUCUACCCGUCUCAAAAUGAACGGUGUAGACGACGACAGCACCGAUGACACAGUCAAGAACAGUAAGAAUUUUGAUGAUUAUCACGUUGACGAAUUCCUCGUCCCUGGUACCAGUAAGGGCGGCUUUAGUGCCUAUCUCCGUGGUAUCGAGGAGGAUAUCCAAGUGCGUAAGCAUUGGGAUGUUGCCUGUGAGCUGCAUCGGGAAUGUAUCCUUGAUCUUGGACGAUUGAGAGAGUGGAUUCGAGAUGGUGGGAAAGUGGCUUGA
Messenger RNA from Penicillium robsamsonii, 2859 nucleotides. RefSeq lists its product as uncharacterized. Lineage: Eukaryota; Fungi; Ascomycota; Eurotiomycetes; Eurotiales; Aspergillaceae. The transcript has 2 exons. The coding region runs from base 1 to 2859 and encodes 952 amino acids. The record is from RefSeq and is a predicted model, not a curated record.